This is a messenger RNA of Marchantia polymorpha subsp. ruderalis, 2681 nucleotides long. The record is from the annotation of a GenBank genome assembly. Lineage: Eukaryota; Viridiplantae; Streptophyta; Marchantiopsida; Marchantiales; Marchantiaceae.
UGCCCGUUUCGUUAUGUUACUUCGUCAUCGAACGGUCGUAAUUACGGUUUGAAGACCGAGGCCCUCCGUGAGCGGCCGCAGCGACUGCGGCAUCUGGCAAGAUUACAGUACAACCCGCAGAGCACUUCUGGAGACAAAGAGCCGUCCGCAGACAGGUAACGAGUUUGCAGGAGUCGACCGGGAAAUCGUCGGCAGCGAAAAAAUAGGAGCGUUGUAGUAAGUGUAAUGAGACUAAUUUUUUUCUGGCUGGUCGAUUGUACGCGGGUCUCAAGUUCGGGUGCACAUGCCGUUAACGACUCCAGCUCUGAUAACUCACGAGCAGACCUGCUCCUGCCCGUCCUCCCCCUCCUCGACUCGACCCGUCUCCGAGGGAGGAGACGGUGAGAGGGUUUAAAUAUCGUCGUCACUUCGGUUUUUCCCCUUUUCGCAUUCGGCGUUCUCUCCCUCCGGACUAGAGCUGAGAUCCAGCAAUGGAUCGCGCUCUUUGUUUUCUGCUGAUUUCCGUUCUCGCUCUCUCGCUCCUGGUGUUUCAUGUGCAUGCGAUAUUCAAUGAGCAUGCGCCAUUCCAUGGUCACGUUGAUUUCCAGAAUGGUGAGGAAGAUUUUCAAGCGCCGACGUUGAGCCCGAGGUCCACUGAUUCACCGAAUUUGGAGGUCGCGAAUGUCGAGUACGCGAGUGGGGAUGAUGGGUCCGAGGCCUUUACGUUUGCAGCUCCGAAGGGGCGGAAGCUGUGGAAGCGCAAUCAUCGGAUUCGCCGAGGGAGGAGAACUGCGAUUUACGAUAUUCUCGAUUCUGGGAAGAGGUUCGUCACGAACAAAGGGCCUGGUUCUAAGGAGCAAUUCGCGCAGGAAUUGGGAGUACGAGCUCAGGAGGCAAGAAUAUCAGCUCAGCAGGCGUUCCAGGCGUACAUCGAGGGUUCAGACUACUACCCGGACCAUCAGUCGAAAAACUUCCCUAGAGCGAAUGCAAUGAGCAGCGACGAAGACGAGGCAGCUGCGCAGGCAUCUCUCGCGCAUAGAACGCUUACGGGAGCUCCCGUCUCCGCUCCGGGAUCUGCUCCGAGCAUGGCAUUCGACAGCUGGGAGCUCGAUCAGCCCAAGCCUGUCUCCGGCUCAAUUAUGUAUCUGAACGUGAACCAGGAGGGGAACGGCAACUUCACCACGAUACAGGAAGCAGUGGACUUCGUCCCGAAGGGCAAUUCGAACCGCGUCGUCAUCAGAAUCUACGCUGGGGUAUACAGAGAGAAGGUGGUGGUUCCCCGCAACAAGCCGUUCAUUACAUUUCACGGUGAGGAUCAGAAGAGGACAAUUAUAACGUGGAAUGCGACGGCGGCUACACGAAUGGAACCGGAUGAUAGAUUCGAUCCUUCUCAUGAAUUCGCACUCUUCGGAACAAUGCAGAGCGCGUCAGUCUCGGUUUUUUCUGAUCAUUUCAUGGCACGCAGCAUUACCUUCGAGAAUUCUGCUCCUGCGCCGAAUCCGGGAGCGGAGAACUCGCAAGCUGUGGCUUUUCUCAUUGGGGGAGACGCCGCCGCCUUUUAUGAAUGCUCUUUCCUGGGUGCCCAGGACACUCUCUACGACUACAAAGGUCGUCAUUACUACUACAAGUGUUUCAUCCAGGGAUCGAUCGACUUCAUCUUCGGGAAUGGCCGGACCUUGUUUCAGGAUUGCACGCUGUCGAUCAUCGCGAAGAAGUUCGGUGCUAUAGCCGCGCAGCAGAAACAAACGCCCGAAGAAGAAACGGGGUUCGUGUUCAUCGGAUGCUACGUGAAUGGGACAGGAUCGGUGUAUCUCGGACGAGCGUGGUCGCCGUACGCCUUCAUCAUCUUCGCGAAUAGCUACUUCGAGAACGUCAUCAAUCCAGAAGGGUGGAGCGACUUCGGAGAUCCCAAGAGGAGGAGCACGGCGUAUUUCGGAUUGUACGAGAACAGCGGGCCCGGGGCUGCUCCAUCUCGCCUCGUACCGUGGUCGAAGAACCUCACAGUCGACGAAGUCGAACCAUAUCUGGGUCAGAACUACGUCAUGCAGUGGUUGAUGGAUCCCGGCGUCGACGCAGCUUACCCUCCGGUUAGCGCGGCUGCUCCGUGGUCAGGUCCAAGACCGUAGGCCGUCUCUGUGGAGACAACUCAGGUCGACGUAGCGAACUGCGACGUCGGAUGUCUUGGGGUAUAUCCGACGUCAACAGCGCGGAGAAGUUAUCAGACUUCUCCAACUUAGUAGGGUUAGUGGAGAGGAUAUCAGACUUGUAUCUGCAGCUAAGUUAGUGGUGUAGAUUUCAGACAAAUCUCGUCUCUUCUAGAUUAGUUAGUGUAGAAGACAGAAGAUAUCUCCAGCAAGCGGAGAAUUCAUUCGGCAUCGAAAGUAGAGGAAUAAGGACAUGAUCAAAUUUCUCUACUCAGCAAGUGUUUGGACAACGUCGGUGUGUUUUCGACAACGUGGACUAUGAAGUAGAUAUGAAAUCAACGUGGCACUAUUAUUGAUUACGUAGCAUUCAAUUACAUACUGAGAGCGUAGACAACCAUUGUUUGUCGACGUGGACCUCCAAAAUCUGCCAACUGGACCCUCCUCUACAAUCAAUGUCUGCAACUAGGAUAGACAAGUGUUAUCCACUCCUGACAGCAUGGACAUGUUUUUCCAACGUGGACAUAAUGGUCGAAUCCACUGUACAGUACCUGCUUUCAC